AUGGUAACGUGGUUGAAGUCACCCGAGAUGGUAAAGAGGGCACGAUUUGCAUUUGCCAUCUUCGUCAUCUACAGCUUCAGCACGUCACAUGACGAGACCAUGGACCGACCUGUUGAAAUGGGAAAUGGCCAUUGGGAAGUUCCACAUGUGAAUGGUGAGGAGCUGCUCGAUGUGGUGAUCUCCCAGUUUAUGAUGGGUCUCACCAAUCUGGAGGAGGCUGCAUCGGGGGCACUGGACACAAUCGAUGACGCCAGCAGAUUCACAGAUGAAGGCAUCGAGCUUGUUAUACUCACAUAUGGAACUGUUGUACAACAACUGUGCAAAGACUUUGAAAAUGAUGAAGAUAUCAAUAAAGAACUCGAUAAAAUGGGAUACCAUAUAGGUUCAAAACUGGUAGAAGACUUUCUAGCUCGGUCAAGCAUUACACAAUGCCGUAAUUUCCAUGACACGGCGGAAGUCAUUGCUAAGGUUGCGUUCAAGAUGUACCUUGGCGUGGCUGCCAGAGUGACGUUUUGGACUCUGGCUGGAGAUGACUGUUCACUGUUCUUGGAGAAGAACCCGCUGACGGACUAUGUGGAAAUCCCCAACAAGCAUUCCUGUUUGCUCUACUCCAACAUGAUCUGUGGCAUCCUGAGAGGGGCACUGAAAAUGGUCCGUCUGCAAGUGGAUGUUCAACUUCUUCAGGAUUCAGUCAAGGGGAACAACGUAACAGAAAUAAGAAUGAGGCUGGUGAGAAGACGCAAAGCGGUUAUUACUGCUGAUAAGCAGCAAGAAUAGCGCUUCAGAAAGCUGCUGGACAUCUUUCAGUCAGUGGCCACUUCAUGUAACUAAUAGAGUGGCCACUGAGUGUAUAUUCAUAGUCUUAUGCUGCUUGUAGCCCAAUCACUUCAAGGUUCGAUGUGUUUUUUGCUCAGAGAUGUACUUCUACACACCACUGUUGUAAUGCACAGCUGUCUGAGUUACUGUCACCUUCUUGUCAGCUUUGAACCAGUCUGCCCAUUCUCCUCUGGCCUCUCUCAUUAACAAGGCAUUUUCACCCACAGAACUGCUGCUCACUGGAUUAGUUUUGUUUUUUGCACAAUUCUCCGUAGACUGCUGUGUGUGAAAAUCCCAGGAGAUCAGCAGUUUCUGAGAUACUCAAAUCACCCCAUCUGGCACCAAAAUUAUUAUUCAACAUUCAAAGUCACUUUGAUCACAUUUCUUCUCCAUUUCGGAUGUUUGGUCUGAACAACAGUUGAGCCUCUUGACCAUCUCUGCAUGCUUUUAUGAGACGAGUUACUGCCGCAUGAUUGGCUGAUUAGAUAUUUGCAUUAAUGAGCAUGUAUACAGAUGUACUUAGUGAGGUGGCCAUUGAGUGUAGAUGACAAGGUUACAGCACCAAUGAAUGAAGAAUCAUAAGUAUUAUCUUUUAAUGUGAUUCUUAAUUUAUAGGUUAACAAUGUACAGUAAAUAACAUAUACAAAUCUAUGCACAAGACAUUAAAACUCUGAUCCAUCAUUGCUGCAGGAAUAAAGCAUAGUUGGUGAUGGUUAAAGCAACACCAUCAAGUUAUUAUUAUUCUGAAACACAUUUUGGUGUUUUACUGUCGUAUGCACAGAUUUGUGUUAAAGUCUUAGGCACCCCAGAUACAGAGGGUUGAUCCUCCACACUUCCUAGAAAACAAAGCAGCAACUAGCUUCUACCACCUAGCUUUUUGUCAUUCAUUAUGUGCCGUGUCGCAUGACGCGGGCAAUCAUGGCCUUUCGUGACCAUAGUUGUUCUCAGCAACUUUUUCUACAGAAGAGGGUUGUCACGGACUUCUUCUGGGCAGUGUCUUUACAAGAUGGGUGACCCCAGCCAUUAUCAAAACACUUCAGAGAUUGUGUGACUGGCAUCAGUGGUUGCAAAAUCAGGACUGGUGACAUGUACCAGCUAGCUUCUACCCCAUUGUAAUAAGACUAUAGUGGUUCCUUAGUAUGAUCAGAUGGGCUCCUAACUUCACAACCUAACUCUUGCAUUUCAUUGUCUAUCUGCACUGCACUUUCUCUGUAGCUGUUACACUCUAUUCUGCAUUCUCUUAUUGUUUUACCUUGUUCUACCUCAGUGUACUGUGUAAUGAUCUGCUCUGUAUGAACAGUGUGCAA
This is a messenger RNA of Hypanus sabinus (Atlantic stingray), 2123 nucleotides long. Its product is annotated as trafficking protein particle complex subunit 3-like. NCBI's taxonomy places the organism in Eukaryota, Metazoa, Chordata, Chondrichthyes, Myliobatiformes, Dasyatidae. Gene Ontology annotation, cellular component: cis-Golgi network membrane; TRAPP complex; cytosol. Gene Ontology annotation, biological process: intra-Golgi vesicle-mediated transport; endoplasmic reticulum to Golgi vesicle-mediated transport. The record is from RefSeq and is a predicted model, not a curated record. The transcript is spliced from 7 exons. Bases 1 to 777 code for a protein of 258 amino acids.